Molecule: messenger RNA, 1508 nt
Organism: Momordica charantia (bitter melon)
Lineage: Eukaryota; Viridiplantae; Streptophyta; Magnoliopsida; Cucurbitales; Cucurbitaceae
Product: protein LAZY 1
Biological process (GO): regulation of auxin polar transport; gravitropism
Source: RefSeq, a predicted model, not a curated record
AAAUCUCCUCAAACUAUUAAAGAAAGUGCUCCUCAAGCUCUCUCCUUUCAAGAAAUCUCCUCAACACAAGCACAAGAUGAAGUUAUUAGGAUGGAUGCAUCGCAAGUUUCGGCAAAACAGUGGCGAACCACUGAGAGAUUUUGUUAUUGGCCAAGCACCAAGUGAUGACCCACAACAAUAUUUCCCAAGAACAAACAUUAUCAACAACAAACCCAAUUUCAAACAAGCCCAAAGAUCAGCAGACCUGAACCAAAGAAAAUCCAUAGAUCAUCAAGACUAUGAAUUAGAUGAACCAUUGGUGUCAAUAUCUGAGAUCUUCCCAGGCUUUCUUGCCAUUGGAACCCUAGGCUCCUCAGACCCAGCAACCCCAAAAUUCUCCAUCUCCAUUGACAACAUCACUGAAAGAGAGACUGAAAAAGUCACGGAGAAUGAGCUGAAGCUGAUCAACGAUGAGCUGGAAAAGGUGCUGCUCGAGGCGGCCGACGAGGCCAAAGACGACGCUGGUGCUGGGUCGAGGCGGAACAGCCAUGUCAGCAUGGGAAGAAGCAGCCAUGGGAGCAUUGCUACUGCACUGAGUGGUAAGCCAUUGGAUGGGCAGCUGCCUGAUCAGAGCAAUGCGGUCAACGGUGGCGGUGCCGGGGUUUGCCCGCUGCAAGGGUAUUUGUUCGGGUCUGCGGUGGAGCUGUCGGAGACGAGGACGGUGGCGAAGAAGGAGAACCGGACCUCGCUCGGGGAGCUGUUCCAGAGGAGCAAAGUGAUGGAGGAAGUUGGAGGAGGUGAUAAUAAGGAUGAGAAUAAGGAUCCAGGGGACAAGUAUGGGAUGCAGUUGAUUAAAAAGAAGCCGAAGAAAAGGAUGCUUAAUGCUGCUUCAAGGAGCUCUUCUACUGCUGCUGCUGGAGCCUUUGAUGUUUCAACUGAAUCCAAAAAACUUCAUAAGAUUCUUCAAAUGUUCAAUAGGAAAGUUUAUCCAGAAAGCCCCACAAUGGUCAAAGAAAAGUGGGAUCACAAGCCCCAAAAGAAUGACAAGAAGAAAAAGACAACCAUUGAUGGAGGAGUCAAUAACAAUAAGACCAUCAACAAUGGAGCUGAUAGAACCUCCACAGAUGAAGACAUCAUGAUGUUUCCAAAAAAGCUCAUCCUGAAAAACACCUUAAGACGCUACAACAGCCAGUCUAUUCCUCCACAAAACUCAGUUGAUGAUGAUGAUGCAGAUUCUAACAAGGAGCAAUGGAUCAAAACAGAUGCAGAAUACCUGGUGCUGGAGCUCUGAAGCACACAAGAAAACAAGAAUAUGGCCACUUGAGCAUAUAACCUAGUAUUCCUCGAAUGCAUGCAUGUAGUGAUGAUGGUCUUGAUCAUGUAGUAAAUAAACAUAAGAGGGGACCUUUCCUCUGAAACGUUAUUGUUUUGAUGUUUGUGAUUGUGAAAUGUAAAGGGUAUUGCAUAAUUAAUAAUGUUAUUGUUAAGAAAAGAAUAUAGAAAAUGCAUAUGUUUGUUUCUCGAGAUAA